AUGCCACAAGAGUUAAAAGAAAUUAGAGCUAUUGGUGUCCUUGAUUUCAAUGACUGGACCAAUCCAAAGGAAUUCACCUACAAGCCACAAGAGCUAAGACCUUAUGAUGUGGAAAUCAAGGUGGAGGCAUGUGGUAUCUGUGGAUCAGAUAUCCAUGCUGCCAACGGAGACUGGGGCCAGCCAUACACUCCGCUUGCAGUUGGACAUGAAAUCGUUGGUACUGUAGUGAAUGCGGGCCCGGACGCUAGAUUUAAGAUUGGUGACAGAGUUGGUGUUGGUGCAGAAUGUGAUUCAUGCCACACGUGUACAAGAUGUACCGAAGGCCAUCAAAAUACAUGCAAGAAGCAGGUAGGCACCUACCUUGGCGUGUAUCCAUCUGGCCAACCUACACAAGGUGGAUAUGCUUCGCAUGUCAGAGUCAACUCUGAGUUUGCGUUCAAGAUUCCAGAGAACAUGAAGUCGGAAGACGUUGCACCAUUGUUGUGUGGUGGUAUUACAGGCUUCAGACCGUUGAUGACGGCUGGAGUGAAGAAGGGCACGAAGGUUGGUGUGAACGGUAUCGGAGGUAUUGGACACAUGACGAUCCUAUUUGCCAAGGCUUUAGGUGCCGAGGUCACAGCAAUAUCCAGGACAUAUGCAAAGAAGGAGUUGGCAUCGAGCUUGGGAGCAGACCACUAUGUUGCGACAUCGGACAAGAAGGCAAUGGAGGAGCACAUGGACACGUUGGAGUUGAUUGUCAACACGGGUUCGUCGUUCUCGGAAGGAGCGAUUCAGGACGUGUUGUCCUUGUUGAGAGCCUACGGACACAUGACAUUCAUCACUGCACCACCUGUUAGUGAGAAGCUCACCAUUGAUCCAAUGUUCUUUUUAUUCAACAACAUCUCGAUUGGUGGUUCGGUUACUGGUUCUCCUAGCGAUAUUGAGUACAUGUUGGAAGUUGCAUCCAAAAACAACAUCAAGCCAAUGAUUGAGACAAUUGACAUUUCUGAGGAGAAUGUCAAGACUGCAUGGGAGAGGAUGGUUAAGGGUGAUGUUAGAUUCAGGUUUGUCUUGACUGGUUAUGAUAAAUAUUUUAAAUAG
Molecule: messenger RNA, 1080 nt
Organism: Pichia kudriavzevii
Lineage: Eukaryota; Fungi; Ascomycota; Pichiomycetes; Pichiales; Pichiaceae
Exons: 1
Coding region: 1-1080 (359 amino acids)
Biological process (GO): alcohol metabolic process
Molecular function (GO): zinc ion binding; alcohol dehydrogenase (NADP+) activity
Source: RefSeq, a predicted model, not a curated record